Anopheles marshallii is the source of this 744-nucleotide messenger RNA. RefSeq lists its product as uncharacterized. The record is from RefSeq and is a predicted model, not a curated record. NCBI's taxonomy places the organism in Eukaryota, Metazoa, Arthropoda, Insecta, Diptera, Culicidae. Gene Ontology annotation, biological process: regulation of transcription by RNA polymerase II. Bases 1 to 744 code for a protein of 247 amino acids. The transcript has 3 exons. Gene Ontology annotation, cellular component: transcription regulator complex; nucleus.
AUGACCUUCGAAGACCAAUUAAUUGCAAAAGUUCGUGCAAAUGAGAUCCUAUACAAUGUGAAAAAUGUGAACUACAGAAGAAAAAGCGACAAGGAAAGACUCUGGCAACAGAUCGCGUAUGAACUAGAUAGCUCGGUGGAAGUAUGCAAACGAAGGUGGAAGAGUUUGCGGGACAAAUUCAUCAAGCUGAGCCGGGUGGAACAAUCCGCAAGAGGAACAUCGGAUGAGGAGCAACCUAAGAAAUGGCAAUACUUCGACAGCUUGACAUUUCUACAGGGCUAUAACAAAGCCUCACUUUCUACUAACAACUUCCUGGACAAUGUGUAUCUCGGUGAGGAAAGAUAUGUCGACAUCAAGUGUGAACAUCCGCUAACGCGACAGCAGUUUGUGCGCGAUGAUGCCACCGUAACGGUCGCUGUAGAUUGUGGUUCGGGAAUACUGUCGAGCGAACGAUUCGCAACAGCCGAUGCCCGUAAUCUAGCGACGGUGGCACACGAGCUGGCCAACAGUACUGGCAGCGGUAGCAGAAAGCGUCAGCUAGAUUUCAUCGAAUCGGAGUGCAUCAAAAUCAUACGGUCGGCAGCAGAAGCCAUGCAAAUGGAAGCUAAUUCUCACAUUCGCCGUAGUAGCACACAAUUGUUGUUUGAAGCAUUGGCACUGCGAAUUGACGAAGCGAAUCUACCGGCCAGCCGACUGAAUGCCAUCCAAACAGCCGUCACCAAUCUGGUGUAUUCGUCCUUAUGA